GCGGGCCACGGCGCAUGCGCCCCGCACGGAACGCGUCGGAGCGGUUAGAUACGUCGAACUAGUCAUCGAACCAGCCACUCUGGGGCGACGGUGCCAUACGAAAUUUCACAAAUAGAUGUGACAAACACGCGACUCCGCAUUUUGGGACUCCGAAAACAAACAUCCGAUCCAUUCGCGCGUACUUCGUAACACCGCCACGUCCUAUACCGGGGCUGAUCUGUAUGUUUUUUCGGUGGUCGUCGCAUGGCGGUAUUCGGUCGGACGAUGCCUGAUUGUUAAAGUUCGCUUUGCCGUCUUUCAGGAGUGAUGACAUCGAUCCGCGCCGAACAGAAGAAGGACAUGGCGACUGUUUCGGAAACUCUGCAGAUCUUUGACAAGUACAAGACGCGGGAAGACGACGAGAGGAGUUCGGACGAGGAGAGCUUCCACUUGCCGAUCGACGACGAAGAAAUUGAAAAAAGGGAUGGUACUGUACUAACAAACGGCAAAGAAGAAAGCGAAGAUGACAUCCUGGACAAAUUCGAGUCGUCCUGUCCCCAACCCGACAUCGAUCCAGCUCUGGAAGAGUCCCUACUCAAUGACGACGAAAUUCCCGCCAUCUCAAAUGAAAAAACAAACAAAAAAAGUGCGUCCAAAAAAAGUGUUACUAGAUCCGCAGCGAAGGCUUCUGAAAAAAAUACGAAACAACAGAGAUUAAGCAGAAAAAGUGCGACAGGGGAAAAGAACUCUCAACAACUCGAAAAGACUGACAACCAAAGCACGAAAGACUCAAAUAAGACUGACAAUUGCGAAGUUACAGACAAAACUGUCCAUAAAAAAGAUGAUCACGUUGAUGAUGGGGAACAAUCGUCAAAAAUAAAUAGAGAUGAAACUGAGAACACGGAUCAGGACAAAAAUGAAGAAAGUAAAACAAAAGAGGUGGAAGAACCCGACAAAUGUGAAAACUCUAAUGAUUCAAAGAGCAAUAAUUCAGAAGGGGAUCUGUUAGACAUUUCCAUUAUUAGAGAUGUGGAUGAAGACGAUGCGAAUGCGAGGGAAGAGGACGACAAAGAUCGCCAGUCAAGAGAAAAAGUUGACAAUGAGGAAGGAAGCGACAAAGUAUCGGAAUCCGGAGCUGAACAACCGGAACAAUCACAUGUCGACGAAGAGGCGCAUCAUAUUGAAAACGAUAAGGGGGAGGCAGAUGUUGAAACUCAUAAGGAAAAGGACACAGGUGAAGAACAAGACAAUGAAUAUCAAGAUGUCGACAUGAAGGAAAAUGUAUCGGAAAGUACGGACACAACUGAAAAACUAGAUCGGGAUGUUACUAAAAUGGAUGAGGAUGAAAUAGAUACGGAAAAGGAGAACGAAAAUCCAGAUAUGUCUCAGGAUGAAGAUGAUUUGCCUCUAAAAACCAUCAAACGUUCACUAAGUUCAACGGAUUCGGAUAGUUCACGGAAAAAAAUUCGCCUAGACGAAUCCACGUCCACGGAAUCAAUGAAAUCUGAAUUUGAGGAAACACCCAAAUGCUUGACCACAUUUGCACAAUUCAUGUCAGACAGAAAACUGCCCAAACUCACUCGUUCCGACUUGGAACAAUUCGCCCUGCAGAAAAUCUGCGAAGCAAUCAUCAGAAAAACUAAUGUAGGAGAGCUAAAUCAAAAAGUGAAAAAGUACGAGGCCAUCAUCGAAACGUUGAGAAAAGACGUGGCGCAGCUGGCGAAACAGGCCCGAGACCUGGAAAUCGUUAACAGGAAAUUGAUGAACGAAAUCAAAUCGCAGACAGGGACCGAUAAGCCUUUGGUACCUCUGAAGAUCACGCGGUCUGUGGGGCUCCAAGUGAAACUUAACUAUCCGGAGGGGUACAGAAGGAGAUCCACGGGGUCUGCAACCGGGUCGCCACAAAAAAAUCCUACUCCUCAAACUACCAGAGGUCCUAAGCCUGCUCAACAAGUGUUCAAUAGGAUGAACAGUACGCCAAAAACUUCUCCAAAUCUGCUGGCUCAAGCGCUGCAGCCUCGACGAGUGGUUACAAAUCAAACGCCCACGCCCCCGCCCAAAUGCAACGUCACCGUUCGCAAAUCAUCAGAAUCCCCCAGAUCAUCAGUCAUCGAUCUCACAGACGAAGACGAUCGUGCCAACAAGGGCCGGUCUAAAUCUGUGCCCCUGAACAAAGUCAAAACCGUCACAGUAUCUCAAAAUAAAACCAUAAACGUGGGUAAUAACAAAACAAUCACGGUCAACCAGACGAAAACGAUUCCUCUCAAUCAACAGAAAACGGGUAUGUCCCCCGCGGGUAGAACCGUGGCCACGAUACCGCAGGGUGUGCGAUUAACACCCACGCAACUCAAGAACGGCAGCAUCACGUUACCUGGCGUCGUGGCUUCGGCGAAUUCGCCCCAGUUGAUGUACGUGGUGCAACCGUCAUCGCAGGGUCUUGUCACGACAACGGCGGGCGGCACUCAGAAGGCAGUCUUCGUUAACUUCCAACCCACCACCAACGGCAUGCUAACGUCCCCCCUAAACGGCUCCACCGUGUCCAUGAUCCCGACGAAGACGUCCAGCACAGUUCAAAUAAAACCAGUACGUAACGUCCUGAAACACCCUGCCCCGCUCCCGGCUCCUCCCGUUAUACGAGUGACGUCAGAUCAUCCUCUCAAGCCAAUUCCGCCAAAACCCCACCUCAGCAUCAAGAAAAAAGACUCUGGCAUCAUUCUGCAGUGGAAGAUGCCCUAUCCCCUGGACAACUACGAAACGAUAGCCAGCUAUCAAUUGUACGCGUACCAAGAAACCAGCGGCACCCCGACCACGGAUAUGUGGCGGAGGGUCGGCGACGUCAAAGCCCUGGCGCUACCGAUGGCGUGUACACUGACUCAGUUCGCCGACAAGAACAAAUAUUACUUCGCGGUGCGGCCGGUGGAUGUGCAUAAAAGAAUAGGGGCGUUCAGUGAUCCUGAGGAGAUUUCCUUGUAAACAUUGUGUACAUCUCGAGCGUUGAUUAUGUUAAGUUUAAUUAAGGACAACUUUUUAAUUUACAUUUACUUGUCUAAAGAGUGGACAGCGACAAAUCUCUGGCACUUUCGACGGCGUGUGCACUGACUCAAUUCACCGACGACAACAAAUAUUACUAUGCAAUGCGUAAAAGAAAGAAUAAGGGCGUUCAGUGAUCCCGAGGAAUUUCCUUGUAAAUAUUGUGAAUAUCUCGAGCGUUGUUUAUGUUAAGUUUAAUUAAGGACGAUUUUUUUAAUUUAUAUUUACUUAUAUUAAAGAAAAUAAGGAAAACUUA
Molecule: messenger RNA, 3265 nt
Organism: Aethina tumida (small hive beetle)
Lineage: Eukaryota; Metazoa; Arthropoda; Insecta; Coleoptera; Nitidulidae
Product: activating transcription factor 7-interacting protein 1
Exons: 5
Coding region: 307-2952 (881 amino acids)
Biological process (GO): regulation of DNA-templated transcription
Cellular component (GO): transcription regulator complex; nucleus
Molecular function (GO): transcription coregulator activity; protein binding
Source: RefSeq, a predicted model, not a curated record